GUUUUGGUGUGGAAGGAAAUUAUUAUCUUCAAAAAUUUUUUUUUAAUAAUUAUACAUUAAUUGCAUAUUGGAAAAAUGUCGAAUUUAAAAACUGUUCUAGGAAAAUUUUAUAAUGAAUACGUUAAUCAUACACCAAAAAAACUGAAGAUAAUCGAUGCUUAUUUAUUGUACAUUUUACUAACCGGUAUCGUACAAUUCGUGUAUUGUGUUUUAGUUGGAACAUUCCCAUUCAAUUCAUUCCUAUCUGGAUUUAUUUCAACAGUGAGCUGCUUUGUGUUAGGAGUAUGUCUACGUCUCCAGGCUAAUCCCCAAAAUAAAGCAGUUUUUCAAGGAAUAUCACCGGAAAGAGGAUUCGCAGAUUUUGUAUUUGCUCAUGUUAUCUUACAUCUAGUUGUAAUGAAUUUUAUUGGUUAAGAUUUAUUUUCAGUACAACAACUAAAUCACAAGAACAAUUUUUGUAUUAAGUUUAAUAAUAAGUAAAACUUACAAUAUAA
Molecule: messenger RNA, 494 nt
Organism: Condylostylus longicornis
Lineage: Eukaryota; Metazoa; Arthropoda; Insecta; Diptera; Dolichopodidae
Gene: Dad1
Product: dolichyl-diphosphooligosaccharide--protein glycosyltransferase subunit DAD1
Exons: 2
Coding region: 76-414 (112 amino acids)
Biological process (GO): protein N-linked glycosylation
Cellular component (GO): membrane; oligosaccharyltransferase complex
Source: RefSeq, a predicted model, not a curated record